AUGGAUCCGAAUCCAACCACGAUGUGGAGUUCCAUAGUGAAGAAAGACCCUCCUACGAAGCCUCCGGCUACCGAUGGAGCUCCGGCAGCGAUUCUCGGGACGGUCGGAAGCUGCAAAUCCACAAAGGGAAUCUCUAUUGCGGUGAUUGAUGCCAACGCCAUCAUUCAUGGAGGACAGAACUUAACCAACUUCGCCGACAAGUUCGUAACCGUCCCUGAAGUAAUCUCCGAGGUUAAAGACGCAGCUUCUCGCCACCGUCUCAACUACCUCCUCCCAUUUACUAUCGAAGAGAUGGAACCUUCUCCUGAUUCUCUCAGCAGAGUUGAGAAAUUUGCUAGAGCUACUGGUGAUUUGCAAACGCUCUCUAAGGUUGAUCGAAAACUGAUUGCUUUGACAUACACGCUCGAGGCUCAGGUUCAUGGCACGGAACAUCUCAGAGAGGUUCCUCCACCGAUUCAAACUGUUACAGUAAAGAGGUUACCUGAGAAGGAUUUACCUGGUUGGGGAUCCAAUGUAGCCAACUUGGAGGAGUGGGAAGCAUUAGAAGACGAGACCGAGGAAAAAACUGAUCCAAACUCCAAAAUCCUCCCGCUUAAAGACCUUAACAUGAAUAUCCUUCCCUCUGACACCUGUUCUGAGGCUGGUUCUCUUGUGUCGCAUCAAGAAGGAGAUGAGCAAGAAGGUGAGAGGAGGCAGAAGCGAUACCCGCCAAAGAAAACAGAGGUGAAGCUUGAGGGUAAGAUGGUAGUGGAGGGAGUAGAUGCGUCGAAAGGCGAAUGUGAUGAUGACGAUGCUGGUGGUGCCUGGAGACCUGCGGUUAGUAAGAGUACUCACAGAAAGUAUCUUAGAAGAAAGGCCAAGUGGGAACAUUACAGUGCCUUGGCUGAACAAGAUAUGCAGCAAGAUCUUGAAGCUGACAAAGCUGGUGGUAACAUGACUGAGAACUCAACUGAUGACAAGUGUGCAAAGAAUGACGAGGAUCUUUCUUCCGUCCUUAAAGAUAUGAGGUUGGAGGAAGAUUCAUUAAAGUCUCUCCAAGAAGAGGCGAGUGCUGAAACUGCUUUAAUUGAUGGUGAGGAUGAUAUUGAAGCUGAGGGGAUCGACGUUGCGAGUGAGGCUGGGGAGACAUUUGAGGCAUCAUCGAUGGCAGAUGAUGGUAGCAGCGAGCAGAGUUGGUCGUUGAGAGCCUUAUCUGAGUCCAGUGUAGCUUGUAUUACCGGUGACUUUGCAAUGCAAAAUGUUAUUCUUCAAAUGGGUUUGCGUUUGCUUGCUCCCGGAGGAAUGCAGAUUCGCCAACUAAACAGGUACACUUGA
Microthlaspi erraticum is the source of this 1314-nucleotide messenger RNA. Lineage: Eukaryota; Viridiplantae; Streptophyta; Magnoliopsida; Brassicales; Brassicaceae. The record is from the annotation of a GenBank genome assembly.